AUGGGAUUGAGUCAAGCCUCCAGCGUCACUCCAGACGUUAACCUGGUGGUGACAAGCAACCAUCCCAACACCUCUGGCACCUUGCCAACCUCAUCUCUCCCUCCGUCAUCCUGCAGCAUUGAUGAAUCCUACAAGUACGUCUUCCUGCCCGUCUGCUACUCCCUGACCUUUCUCUUUAGCCUCACCCUCAACUCUGUGGUGUUGCUGCGCUCCUGCCGCCACCACGGUGGCUGCUGUGGCGGCGGCGGCGGUAGCAGUGGUGGUGGGCGGCGCUGGAACACCUCACUGAUCUACAUGGUGAACCUGGCGACCACUGACCUGAUGUAUGGCCUGUCGCUGCCCUUUCUGGUGGCCAGCUACGUACUGAGGGACAGCUGGGUGUUCGGGGACUUCAUGUGCCGCCUCGUACGCUUCCUCUUCUACUUCAACCUCUAUUGCUCCAUCUUCUUCCUCACCUGCAUCUCUGUGCACAGGUACCUGGGGAUCUGCCAUCCGAUGAGGACCAUCACUCUAGAGAGCAAGCGGGUGGUGAAGGGGACCUGUGCAUUGGUGUGGGUGGUGGUUUUCAUUCUCACCUGCCCCAUCUUCAGGUUUGCCCAGACUGGAUACAUCAGGCGAGGAGGUGUUGGUGUUCCCGGGCCUGGAGAAGCAAAGGACGACGGGAACAGGACUGGGGAACAGGACGUGGAGGGGUACAUGAACUGCUGGGAUGACGCCAUCGAUAAGGAGUUUGCCGACUAUGUCCCAUACGGCAUCGUCCUCCACCUGUUGGGCUUCUUUGUGCCCUUUGUCAUCAUCGCCUGGUGCUACUCUCAGGUGGUCAGGACGAUAUUUCAGACCCUGCGCUCCCCUCCCAGCUCAGUAGAAGGCGGCGAGGAUGGUCAGGUGGGUGAUGGGGCAGCAGAAGGAGUUAGAGAGCGGGAAAGAACCUCUGUCUCCAUCUCCGGAUCCCAGUACUCCCACUACAUCCGUCGGCGGCGGAAAUCCAUAAAAACCAUUGUUACUAUCACACUGCUGUUUGCUCUCUGUUUCCUGCCCUUCCACGUGACCCGGACACUGUUCCUGCUCCUGCGGCGGGGGCAGCUCGGUGGCUGCAACGCCAUGAAGACCGUCUCCAUCUGCUACAAGGUCACUCGGCCGCUUGCCUCCUGCAACGCCUGGCUCAACGCUCUCCUCUACUUCCUGACGGGGGAUAAAGGCGCCCCCUGCUGCUGGCCGGUAGAACGCACUGUCCGCCGAGACCGCCGGAGUGGCUCCCUCUGGUGGCCGCUGAAGAUCCUAAAAAAGGACGGAGUGGGAGAGGAUGACCAGGAGGCAGCUGAGAAAGUUGAAAGGGAGGUGCACAUGGAAAAUGAGUCAAAAUCUUCAAGAAUAAUCUUCUAG
Toxotes jaculatrix (banded archerfish) is the source of this 1383-nucleotide messenger RNA. RefSeq names its product P2Y purinoceptor 3-like. Gene Ontology annotation, cellular component: membrane. Gene Ontology annotation, molecular function: oxysterol binding; G protein-coupled receptor activity. NCBI's taxonomy places the organism in Eukaryota, Metazoa, Chordata, Actinopteri, Toxotidae. The transcript is spliced from 2 exons. Gene Ontology annotation, biological process: G protein-coupled receptor signaling pathway. The record is from RefSeq and is a predicted model, not a curated record. Bases 1 to 1383 code for a protein of 460 amino acids.